UACAAUGCUACAAAUACGACCAAUACAACUGUUCUCUCAAUUCAAGGUCUGCUGGAGGCUCCCACAGAUGUAUACUAUACAGCCAGUAAAGAGAGUGUGAUAGUGUCAUGGAGUCCUCCAUUCACCCUGGAAGGAGUCCCCAUACUCCACUACAGUGUCUAUAUCACCAGUCAGGGAGUCUCAGAACAGAGAAACACCACUGAAACACACAUCACUCUGGAGAGACCAUGUGCCAGCACCACCUACCAGAUCAGUGCAUGGAAUGAAGUGGGAGAGGGAAAUGCUACCAGAAAAGCAUUCUUGAUGAUCUUUGAAGCAGCUGUCGAAGUUAUUAGUGAGCUGUUAGAACCAGGAAUAUGUCUUUCCUGUUCUUUCUCCUCUGAUUCGACUGCUGAUGGCUGCACUGUCAAAAUGGAAAAUGAAAAACAUGUUUUUGUUUUCAAUGCCACCCGAAGCAAUAACAAUGAUGACAACCUUGUACUACUGGAAUGUUUCUCAGUUCCAGAAGGAGGGGAGUACAGUGUCAGUGUCCAUGAGAUUCACAACAGUGUUGUACAGAAUCACAUUGGCAUUCUAGUGAACAGCAUUACAGUUUCAAUUACAAAAGGUAUGCCUGUGGUAUCACUGUAACAACGAAACUAAAAUUACUAUGUAUGUUACUUGUAGGUGCCUCAGUCAAGUAUUCCAAUGUGAAACCAGUGAGUGGAGGGAUAUGUGCCUUUUGUGUUUUCACAAAUGGCUCUACUGCUAAAGGAUGUUCAAUAACACUAUUCAGUGAUCAGAUUACAUUAAACUACACGAUACCUCGUCACUCAGCUUAUGACAUAGCAUUACAGGAAUGCUUCAAUGUGCCACAAUCAGGAUCAUACCAUGUACUGGUAUCAGAGAUUCUAAUGGAUGGAUCAGAGGGCUACAAUACACUGGAGCUACCUGAUAUCACUAUAGCAUUAGCCUCUGCAACUGACAAUACUGCCAAGCAAGAAAAUGGGACUCCAACAGUAACUGGACUUUCUGCUGUCCUUGGUCUAACACUGCUGGGCUUG
This is a messenger RNA of Geodia barretti, 1043 nucleotides long. The record is from the annotation of a GenBank genome assembly. Lineage: Eukaryota; Metazoa; Porifera; Demospongiae; Tetractinellida; Geodiidae.